AUGAAAAAUCAAAACAACGAUAAAUUAACUAAUUUAAAGGAUUUACUACCUUUUUAUAAAAAAGAUAAUGAAAAAUUAAAUGAAAAUACAGAAGGAAUUGUAUACUCUGUUAAAAAAAAAUUUAACUUUAUAAAAGAAAAAGGAGAAACUACACUUCAUAAAUAUGAGCAUACUAAGAAAAACUUAGAACUAUUAAAUAGAGAAUUAAAACUAAACAAAAUUUCUUUGGGUCAACAAAAAAUUGAAUAUGAAGAAUUAAAAACCAAAAAUGAAGAUAUAUUAAGCAAAUUUGAAAAUUUGAAACAUUCUAAAUAUACCUAUCAAAUAAUGUUACAAAGAGUCAAGAAAGAAAAAAAGAUGUUAUAUUUUUAUUUAAACUCAUUAGAAAGAACUGUAAAUAGUUUAAAAAAUAAUGAAAAGCAGUUACAUAAUAAUAUUCAAAAAAUAACAUCGGAAAACAAAAAUCUAAGAAAAUCUAUUGAUGAAAAAAAAGUGGAAAUAAUUAAAGCAAAAAAUAAAAAUGAAGAAAUCUUAAAAUAUAUGAAUGUGAAUAAAGAACACAGUAACAUAUUGAGGAUAAGAAGAGAGAUGAUUAAUGAAUAUAAAAAUAAUAAAUUAAAUAAUGCAGAUAUUUCAUUAAUGAUACAAGAAAAAAAAAAAUUUAAGAAACUUUUGAUAUACUAUAUGUUAUAUAAUAAUUACCUAAAACUAAAUGCAUCUAAUAUCUUUGAAAAUGCUAGUAACAUAUAUGCUACUAUAUCAAAAUUGAGGGAAGCAACUGGAGUUACGGAUAUUUAUGAUAUAAAUCAGAAAUUCUUAGACAUUGAGAAUAAAAAAAAUUUAUUACAGAAAGAAGAAGAAAUAUCACAAAAAAAACUUGAAGAUGCUAUUAAAGAAUAUAUGAAGUUAAAUAAUGAAAUUAUAAAUACCUUCUCAGAAGAUAAAAAAAUUCUUAAGAAAAAAAUUCUAAAUGAAAAAGAAAGAAUAUCAGAAGAUAUAUAUGAGCUCUAUAAGCUAGUUUUUUCAAGUGAAAAGGAACUCGAAGAUAUUAAUAUAAAAUUGGAUAAAAUAAAAAAAUUUCUAGAAAAACAAAAUGAUUAUUUUUAUUCAGUAAAUAUGGAAGACAAAAUAGAGUUUCAUUCUAAUGAGGACAUGCUUCAAUAUAUAAAAAAUUUAAAACUUACAAUAGAGAUACUAAUGAAAAUAACACAGAAAAACAGGGAAAAUGGAAACAUUAGCAGAUCCUACAAAUCACUAGAAUUUUUGGAGAUAAUUAAUUUGUAUAAAAAUGUUGAUUUUCAUAAGAAUAUGUGCAGGGUUGAAGAUUCUCAAGAUCUUGAUAAUACUAUAAAAUUAGGUUUUUUUUUUUUUUUUUUUUUUUUUCUUAAAUUAUUAAUAAUAUAG
Messenger RNA from Plasmodium gallinaceum, 1404 nucleotides. RefSeq names its product conserved Plasmodium protein, unknown function. The transcript has 16 exons. NCBI's taxonomy places the organism in Eukaryota, Apicomplexa, Aconoidasida, Haemosporida, Plasmodiidae. Bases 1 to 1404 code for a protein of 467 amino acids. The record is from RefSeq and is a predicted model, not a curated record.